AUGGGGACACGGAGCAGCCCGGACGAGGGGACCCCGCCGCCCGCGGUCCCCGAAUGCGACGCAGAGGUCCGAUCUCAAGGGGCCGCCCAGCCCCGGGAGCUCCCCGAGGACUCCCGCGAGCAGGAGGUGCCCGAGGCCCCAGCAGAGCUUCCGAGCGGCCAAGGGGCUGAGCAGCAGACGGAGGAAGAGGAAGAGGUGGGAGAAGGCAGCUGCACGGAGAGCAGCCGCGAUGCGGUGAAGGCUUUGCCUUCCGUUCAGAUCCCGGCCAAGCCACCCGCAGCCUCUCAGGCUGGGGAAGGGGUGCGAGGGGCGGCGCGGCGGCUUAGAGCCCAGCAGUUGGAGGCACUGACUCGCGUGGCUUUGUUGGAGCAGCGAGUGAGGGAGCUACAGCGUCAGAGGAAGGAACUGAGGAUCCAGAUGGAGGUGGAGGUGACCCUGCUUCGGGGUGAACUGGCUGGGGAGCGAGUGGCCGUCUGGUGCGAGGAGGAGCAGCUCUGGGAGCUGCUGGGGCAGCAGGUGGACUCAGAAAAGGGCGUCCAAGAGCAGCGGGAACAGGAGCAGAGGCACCUGAGCCAGGAGCGGGAUCGUGUGGAGGGUCUUCGCCAGAGACUCCGGGAGGCCCAGGGGCAGCUCGACUUGCAGCCGGAAGACCAGCGUGAGCGGCUUCUGCAGGGAGUGCAGGAGAUGAAGGAACAGCUGGAUGUGGCCCAGCAUGCCUAUGAGGACCUGGAAUUCCAGCAACUGGAGCGGGAGAGCCAGUGGGAGGAGGAUUGGGACAGUCCCAAGGCCCGGGCACUGGACCCCAAGGUCCAGGAACUCCAGGCCAGCGUGGUGCAGCACAGGGUGAUAACCAGUGCUCUGGGGGGUGCCCUGCAGCGCCGGAUCCAGGUCUUGGAGGAGCAGCUCAAGUCACUGGGGGAGCAGAUGGCAGCUGAGAGCCGGGGGCUGAGCCAGAAGAAGGAGGAGGCCCUUCAGGCCCUGACCCAGGAACGGAGCAGACUGUUCAAGCUUAAUUGCCUUCAGGGAACCCCUGGCGGGGACUUCUCUGAGUCCAACCAGGCCCUCACCAAGCUCCUGUUCACCCAGAAGACAGAUCGCCAGCUGCUGGUUCUCCAGGACCCCACUGCUCACGCUGCCGCCGCCACCUCUUCCUGCCUCUUCUCCGUUCACAGCUCCCUCCAGGGCUCCAUUGGCCUCCAGAGGACUGGAAGCCUGCCCCGGAAGAGGGGCGAGAGAGUGAGCCAGAGGGGAUCCCCCCGGCCUCUGUCCUUCUAUUGUACUGGAGCCCUGGAGGCCUCGGCCCUCCCGCCCUCAGCCAGAGACUCCGGAAGACACCCCCUCUAUCAGCUGCUGAACUGUGGCCCCAGAAAUAGUUGUGGCGCCCUCCACCCGGACAUCGCCCGUAUGGAACGCCUCCUGCAGCAGGCUGUGGCAGAGAGGGAGCGGCUGCUCCAGGCCAGGGAAGGGACAAGAAGGAGCACGGAAGGUGCCUCAGACCCCCCUGUACCUGCCAUCAUGGCCCCGCCCACAGCCCCAUCCCACCCUCCUGGCCCUCGGGUCUUGGAUCUCCGGCAACACCUGGAACGCUGGGGCCACAACCCGGAAAGCUGCCCGCACAUACGGGUGUCUGGGGGCUACUGCCGCGGACCCCUGGUGAAGAUGGGAGGCCGCAUCAAGACCUGGAGGAAGCGGUGGUUCUGCUUUGACCGCCAGGCCCGCCGCCUGGCCUACUACACGGACAAAGAAGAGACCAAGCUCAAAGGCGUCAUCUACUUCCAGGCCAUUGAGGAAGUCUACUACGACCACUUACGCUGUGCCUUCAAGAGCCCGAACCCUCGCCUAACGUUCUGUGUCAAAACCUACGAACGCCUUUUCUACAUGGCGGCUCCAAGCCCAGAAGCCAUGCGCAUCUGGAUGGACGUCAUCGUGACAGCGGCGGACGAGAACCACGCCCCCUGA
Lipotes vexillifer (Yangtze River dolphin) is the source of this 1959-nucleotide messenger RNA. RefSeq names its product pleckstrin homology like domain family B member 3 (gene PHLDB3). The record is from RefSeq and is a predicted model, not a curated record. The transcript is spliced from 15 exons. The coding region runs from base 1 to 1959 and encodes 652 amino acids. NCBI's taxonomy places the organism in Eukaryota, Metazoa, Chordata, Mammalia, Artiodactyla, Lipotidae.